Molecule: messenger RNA, 1616 nt
Organism: Betta splendens (Siamese fighting fish)
Lineage: Eukaryota; Metazoa; Chordata; Actinopteri; Anabantiformes; Osphronemidae
Exons: 1
Source: RefSeq, a predicted model, not a curated record
UUUUUUUUGUUCCUCCUCUCCCAUCUGUAUCCAUUUUUUAGCUAUUCUUUAACAAAAAAACUAACUUUUUGUUUAUCUCCUUCAUUUGUUUAUCUUCCUCCCUCUAUUGUUCUUAUAGCUCCUUAUAUUUCAUCUUCCGUUCCUUUUCUCUCCACUUCCUUAACCUUACCUUGUCCUUCAGGCUAUUUCUCAUCCUCUCCUCCAUCACCUCCUCCUCUGCCGCCUUCUCAUUCGCCUCCUCCUCCGCUGCCACCUCCUCCACUGCCGCCUCCUCCACUGCUGCCUCCUCCACUGCUGCCUCCUCCACUGCUGCCUCCUCCUCUGCUGCCUCCUCCAUCUCUGCUGCCUCCUAUUCUUCCACCUCGUCCUCCUUUGCCUCCUCCUUCUUCAACUCCUCCUCCUCUGCCGCCCUCCUUCGCGGCCGCCUCCUCCUCCACCUUCGCCUUGUCCGGCUUCUCCUCCUCCUCCGCCACUGCCGCCGCCUCCUCCGCACACGCCUCCCCCACGGCCGCCGCCUCCUCCACCUUCGCCUUGUCCGGCGCCUCCUCCUCUGCCGUCGUCACCUCCUCCAGCUCCUCCACCUUUGCCUUGUCCGGCUCCUCCUUCUCCACCGAUGCCUCCGCUUCUGCCGCCGCCUCCUCCCCCACGGCCACCUCUCCCACGCCGCCGCCUCCUCCACCUUGUCCGGCGCCUCCUCCUCUGCCGCCGUCGCCUCCUCCAGCUCCUCCACCUUCGCCUUGUCCGGCUCCUCGUCCUCUUCCGCCACUGCCGCCGCCUCCUCCGCAGCCGCCUCUUUCGCAGCCACCUCCCCCAUGGCCACCUCCCCCACGGCCGCCGCCUUCUUCACCUUUGCCUUGCCCGGCUCCUCCGCCGCCGCCGCCGCUGCCUCCUCCUCCGCUGCCACCUCCUUCAGCUCCUCCACUUUCGCCUUGUCCGGCUCCUCCUCCUCCUUCAACUCCUCCUUCUCCUCUGCCGCCUUGUUUUCCUCCUCCUCCUCUGCCACCUUGUUCGCCUCCUCCUCCGCCUUGUUUACUUCUUUUUCCUCCACUCCUGCUUCUCCUUCGUCCACUGCCUCCUACCCCUCCUCUGGCGAACAAGGCGACGAAGGAGGAGGAGGAGGCAGCUCCUCCUCCUCUGCCAGUGCCGGAAGAAGAGGGAAACAAGGCAGCGUAGGAAGAGGAGCCUCUGCAACUGCCUUGCUCCCUUGUCUUUGUCCAGCUUUUCUUCCGCCGCCUUGUCCGCCUCCUCCGUGGCCUUGUCUGCCGCCUCGUGUGCCGCCUCUUCCUCCUUCUUCUCCUCCACCGCCUUGUACACCUCCUCCUCCGCCUUGUUCACCUCCUUCUCCUGCUCCGCUGCCUCCUCCUCUGCCGCCUCCUCCUCCUCGUCCACCACCUCCUCCACCACCUCCUCCUUCGCCUUGUCCUCCUCUGCAACCUCCUCCUUUGUCACUGCCUUGUCCUCCUCCGCCUUCACGUCUUCCACCUUCACCUCAGCCUUCUUCAUCGCCGUCUCCUUCUCAGCCUUCACCUUCUCCUCCACCUUCUCCUCAGCCUUCACCUUCUUCUCAGUCUUCAAUAUCCUUUUGUCAAUCUGCUGUAUAUUCUCACUGUGGUUUG